UGAUUCUGAGAGUGACCCUUUAUGGAUGAAGAAGUGGUUUUGAUGUAAAGAAUGUAUUCUUGUUGUCUUAAUGUUUUAUGGGGAGGUUUUGUUAGGCAAGUAAUCCAUUUUCUGACAAGGUAAAUUGUAGAAAAGUAGAGAAUGGAGAGAAAGUGGUGUAUGUUCUUGUAUGUGGUUUUAACAUUGAUGGAGAGUUGUUAUGCUUCUCUUUCCCCUACCGGUAUCAACUAUGAAGUUGUUGCCUUGAUUGAAAUUAAGAAGGCCUUACAUGAUCCUUACAAUGUUCUUGAGAAUUGGGAUGUCACUUCUGUUGACCCUUGCAGUUGGAGAAUGGUUACUUGUUCAAAUGAUGGAUAUGUUUCUUCUCUUGGACUACCUAGUCAAAGUUUAUCUGGAACCUUGUCACCUGGAAUUGGAAACCUCACCAAAUUGGAAUCAAUAUUGCUGCAAAACAAUGCUAUUUAUGGUCCUAUUCCUGAUGUGGUUGGUAAUUUUGAAAAGCUUGAGACACUUGAUCUCUCCAACAACAAGUUUGAUGGCGAAAUACCUGCUUCUUUCGGAGAUCUCAAUAAUUUGAAUUAUUUACGAUUAAACAACAAUAGCCUCACAGGAACCAUUCCUCAAUCUCUCUCAAACAUUGGAGGCCUCGCUCUCGUGGAUGUUUCUUUUAAUAAUCUAAGUGGUCCAUUGCCCAAAAUAUCUGCAAGAGCUUUCAAAGUUAUUGGAAAUCCUUUGAUUUGUGGCCAAAGUUCGGGGAACAAUUGUUCAGCAGUCUAUCCAGAACCGCUGUCCUUCCCGCCAGAUAGUUUAGGAGAUCAAAGAGCAGGAAGUAAAAACCAUCAUGUGGCUGUUGCUUUUGGAGCAAGUUUUGGUGCUGCUUUCUUGGUUUUAGUAGUCAUAGCACUGGUUCUUUGGUGGCGCUACCGACAUAAUCAGCAGAUCUUCUUUGAUGUCAAUGAACAAUAUGAUCCAGAGGUAUGCUUGGGUCACUUGAAAAGGUAUGUCUUUAAAGAACUGCGAACUGCAACUGAUCAUUUCAGCUCAAAAAAUAUUUUGGGUAGCGGAGGAUUUGGAGUUGUGUACAAGGGACGCUUAAAUAAUGGAACUGUCGUGGCUGUCAAAAGAUUAAAGGACUACAAUGCUGUUGGUGGUGAAAUCCAAUUUCAGACAGAAGUUGAGUUGAUUAGUUUGGCUGUCCAUCGAAAUCUUCUCCGUCUUUGGGGUUUUUGUUCAACUGAAAGUGAACUGCUUCUUGUUUACCCCUAUAUGCCAAAUGGAAGUGUAGCAGCACGAUUAAAAGAUCACAUCCAUGGCAGGCCAGUUUUGGACUGGUCAAGGCGGAAAGGAAUAGCAGUAGGUACAGCAAGAGGGCUAGUAUAUUUGCAUGAACAAUGUGACCCCAAAAUUAUCCAUCGUGAUGUCAAAGCAGCGAACAUUCUGUUGGAUGAGGAAUUUGAAGCAGUGGUUGGAGAUUUUGGGUUAGCAAAGCUCUUGGAUCACCGGGAUUCUCAUGUAACGACUGCUGUCAGGGGCACAGUUGGUCACAUUGCUCCAGAAUAUUUGUCAACGGGUCAAUCGUCUGAAAAGACUGAUGUGUUUGGGUUUGGAAUCUUGCUUCUUGAGCUAAUUACAGGUCAGAAGGCUGUGGACUUUGGACGAGGGGCGAACCAGAAAGGUGUUAUGCUUGAUUGGGUAAAGAAACUUCAUGUAGAGAAAAAGCUGAACCUUAUGGUGGACAAAGAUUUGAAGAACAACUUUGACCGGAUUGAACUUGAAGAGAUGGUUCAAGUUGCUCUUCUGUGUACCCAAUUCAUUCCAACUUAUCGGCCAAAGAUGUCGGAGGUAUUAAGGAUGUUGGAAGGAGAUGGAUUAGCUGAAAAAUGGGAGGCUUCACAAAAAGUUGAGACACCUAGGUACAGAACAUCUGAAAAUACACCAAAGAGAUAUUCUGAUUAUAUAGAAGAAUCAUCACUAGUAGUCGAAGCAAUGGAGCUUUCAGGACCUAGAUGACAACAUCUGAUUCUAUCCUUGAGUUGAAAAAUGAGAAAUAGCUGUUGGAAUGCCUGUAUUAUUAAUCUGUAAAAAAGAACACAAAGCUCAUGUAUAAUUCGAUCAACACCUAACUUCAUACAUCUCUCCCUCUCAA
Molecule: messenger RNA, 2146 nt
Organism: Solanum verrucosum
Lineage: Eukaryota; Viridiplantae; Streptophyta; Magnoliopsida; Solanales; Solanaceae
Product: protein NSP-INTERACTING KINASE 3
Exons: 10
Coding region: 142-2010 (622 amino acids)
Biological process (GO): protein phosphorylation
Molecular function (GO): protein kinase activity; ATP binding; protein binding
Source: RefSeq, a predicted model, not a curated record